Molecule: messenger RNA, 1020 nt
Organism: Panonychus citri (citrus red mite)
Lineage: Eukaryota; Metazoa; Arthropoda; Arachnida; Trombidiformes; Tetranychidae
Exons: 2
Coding region: 176-901 (241 amino acids)
Source: RefSeq, a predicted model, not a curated record
AAAAAUCCCAAUGUCUUCAUUCAGUUUCUUUGUCUCAAUCAAAUCACUUCAUCGUUUAGUUUAAUUGUCUCAUUGGAAUUAACAAUUUCAAUCUUAUAUUCUAUUCGGUUAAUUGUUCAUCUUUGCUGCUUUAAUUUUAUUCAGUUCAUUGGAUUAAUUUCUCAAUACACUUGAUAUGGAUCAUUUUCGCUUCUUGGUAAUUGGUUUGAUUGUCGCUUCAAUCGGUCAAUCGAUCGCUGCUCCAGUUUCGGAGGGAACGACAGUUGAUGAAGAUGUUGUCACACCUUUGACAUUAAUUGAUUCUUCGUCAAGUGAAUCUGAUUUAACGAUGAUCGAAUCAAGUGAAGAUAAAGAUGAAGAUGAUGGAACAAUUAAAAAAAGAAACAAUCGUUUGAUGACAUCGAUUGAUAAAUUGCGAAAACGAGCAGAUCAAAGUCGUCAAGUUCUAUCGGGAAUCGUCGAGUCCUUCAUGUCAGAUCCUUCGAAUGACGGAAGUAAAUUGGAAGAAUCGUUAACUAAAUAUGACGAAAUCGUCGAAGACAUUGAAGCAGAUUUCACGAAAGCGAAAAUCGAGUUUGGUCUUCGAAUGGAACAGAACAUUGGAAAUGUGAAUAAAUCAUUAGAACAAAUGGAACAACAAUUAAAUGAUCUAAAUCAACAAUUCAUCAAUUGGAGUUCCAAAAAUCGAGCGAAAAUGACCAAUCAGAUGAGACAAGGAAUCUUACAAUUCAACGAUUUCUUGUCUUCGGGAGUCGAAAUGUUUCUCGAAGUAUCGGAAAAGGGAAAAGACGUUCUAAGGAACAUAAACCGACGAAGAUUCGAUUCGAACAACAAAAAAUCAACUGAUCAAGAGAAUUAUAAAAAUUCUGGUUUUUUCAUUCCCUUUUUGGGUCAAUUGUGAUUCAACUUCAAUUCACUUCUGACAAACUACUUUAAACUCCCAACGAAUCAAUUAAAUGUAAAAACAUUAACCUUAUUUAACCUUUCAAAUGAUUAAUAAAGAAACUUGAGCACAAUUAA